Betta splendens (Siamese fighting fish) is the source of this 3732-nucleotide messenger RNA. Its product is annotated as tripartite motif-containing protein 16-like. Gene Ontology annotation, molecular function: zinc ion binding; protein binding. NCBI's taxonomy places the organism in Eukaryota, Metazoa, Chordata, Actinopteri, Anabantiformes, Osphronemidae. Bases 617 to 2188 code for a protein of 523 amino acids. The record is from RefSeq and is a predicted model, not a curated record. The transcript is spliced from 2 exons.
CCGGCCUUUAGGGGGCAGUGUUGCUUCACAGCUCGCUCUGACAACUUGUUGAAAGUGCGAACAACUACAACCUUAUGGAGGAGGGGACGGCUGAGCUGAAGGAGAAGUGUAGGAGUUUGGAGCAAGAACAGAAGCUGGGAGGAGGGAGAGGUGAGAGAAGCCGGGUGCAGAUGUAAGCAGAAAGGCAUCACAUGCACAGCUGAGACGCUAUUACACAAUGUAAUUACAGUUUACUUAGCAUGACUGCUUUCCUUUCCUCCACUUAGAUUCAUGAAGAAAACCAGGCUCACGUUUUAAUUCCCAAACCAUAGAAUAGAAAAAUAGGUCCUCUGCUCCUAAAAUAUAUUAAUAAAUAUGAGUGUGGGAGUCAUUUCCUCGUCCCUUCCUUCCUCCGUCUCCUCUUUCUGGCUGCCUCUUCAGGUAGAUGAGGCCCUUGAUCGUCGUCAUGCUGUGGAGUUGAUGGGAAAUCAAGCUUACGGAGAAAUUAAUUCCCCUCAAACCGGCUGAACAUCAGGGGCGUCCUCAAAUUGCUUUGCCUUCGCAAGUAGGUCAAGAAGGAUGCGUGGAAACAACUUCACAGGAUCCAGUGGCUCUUCCCUGUGGACACAGCUACUGCAUGAACUGUAUUAGAAGAUUCUGGGAUGGAGAAGACGGUAAGAGACUCUACAGCUGCCCUCAGUGCAGACAGACCUUCACACCGAGGCCUGUCCUGGUGAAAAACACCAUGUUAGCAGAGUUAGUGGAGCAGCUGAAGAAGACUGAACUCCAAGCUGCUGCUGCUGAUCACUGCUAUGCUGGACCUGAAGAUGUGGCCUGUGAUGUCUGCACUGGGAGGAAACUGAAAGCUGCCAAGUCCUGUCUGAUGUGUCUGGUCUCUUACUGUGAGACUCACGUCCAGCCUCAUUAUAAUUCCUCUGUCUUUGAGCAACACAAGCUGGUGGAGCCCUCCCAGAAGCUGCAGGAGAACGUCUGCUCUCGUCACCACAGAGUGAAGGAGCUUUUCUGUCGUACUGAUCAACAGUGUAUCUGUCAUCUCUGCUCUGUGGAUGAACAUAGAGGCCACGACACAGUCUCAGCUGUAGCAGAGAGGACUGAGAGGCAGAGAGAGCUCGAAGGGAGUCGACAGGAAAUCCAGCAGAGAAUCCAGGACAGAGACAAAGAGGUGAAGGUGCUUCAACAGGAGGUGGAGGCCAUCAGUCGCUCUGCUGAUCAAACAGUGGAGAACAGUGAGAAGAUCUUCACUGAGCUCAUCCGUGUGAUGGAGGAAAGAAGGUCUGAGGUGAAGCAGCAGAUCAGAUCCCAGCAGGAAACUGAAGUGGGUCGAGUCAAAGAGGUUCAGGAGAAGCUGGAGCAGGAGAUCACUGAGCUGAAGAGGAGAGACGCUGAGCUGGAGCAGCUCUCACACACAGAGGAUCACAUCCAGUUUCUACACAUCUACCCGUCACUGCCAGCACUGAGUGGAUCCACACACUCAUCCAGAACCAACACCCGUCCUCUGAGAUACUUUGAGGACGUGACAGCAGCUGUGUCAGAGCUCAGAGACCGACUACAGGAGGUUCUGAGGACGAUGUGCACAAACAUCUCACAGACAGUGACUGAAGUGGAUGUUUUACUGUCAGAACCAGAACCCAAGAGCAGAGCUGGGUUCUUAAAGUAUUCCUCUGAAAUCACACUGGAUCCAAACACAGCAAACACACGGUUGUUAUUAUCUGAGGGAAACAGAAAAGUAACAUAUAAGAGUCAAUUACAGUCUUAUUCUGAUCAUCCAGAUAGAUUCACUGAUUGGUGGCAGGUUCUGAGCAAAGAGAGUUUGACUGAACGUUGUUACUUUGAGGUGGAGUGGAGAGGAAAAGAAACAGUUAUUAUAGCAGUCGCAUACAAGAACAUCAGCAGAGCAGGAUGUGGUGCUGAAUGUGGAUUUGGAUUUAAUGAUAAAUCCUGGGCAUUAUUAUGUUACAAAACCAGCUAUGAAUAUUGUUACAACAACAUCUUAACUCCAGUCUCAGGUCCUCCAUCCUCCAGAAUAGGAGUGUACCUGGAUCACAGAGCAGGUCUUCUGUCCUUCUACAGUGUCUCUGAAACCAUGACUCUCCUCCACAGAGUCCAGACCACAUUUACUCAGCCUCACUAUGCUGGACUGUAUGUUUGGGGUGAAGAUGCCACAGCUGAGAUCUGUAAACUCAAAUAAGCUAAAGUCAUUUAAGAUGCAGCAGGUUAAACUUGACUUCAUCUUCAUCUUGUAAUAGUUCCCAUUUGUUGUGGCUGUCACAUCUGUACAUAUUUUAAUUUCUCCUUGGUUUGGUUUAGUUUAGUGUAACAAAACUCGUCUUUUCAAACUAUGUGAGUAGAUUCUCUCUGCUUAUUGGUCAGAUGUAUCAUCUAAUCUUUAGUGCAGUGCCCACACUCAUAUCAGCACUCGGAAAAUUAUAAAAAAGAACCUUUUUUUUUCAAAGUUGUUGGAUGGAUCACAGGCUACAUUGUGUGCAGAGAUGGAACCUAUUCAGAUGAUGCCCUUUGUGCUCUGAAAACCCCUGGUUUGUUCUGCUACAGAACAGCUGAAGACCUUUUGGGCCUAAUCUGGCUGCAGUGAUGACUCGUCUGGCGGUACAACAAUACCAACAAGCCAAACAGCGUGACUGCAAACAAAGGCGAGGCCUGCAGAUCCGGCGGUGGGCUCCAAACGUCGCUCUGUAUGCAUGCAUUCUUAUGGAAAUGAGCCAAAAUCAAAUUUGCAAUAAAUAUAUGCGCCGCCUCUGCUGCAAGUGUUCAGAAAAUCCAAUAAAGUGACGUCCUGCAGAUCGGAAUGAUUUUCAUCAGCGGAGUAACUUUAAGUGGGACUCCUGAAAGCACCCAGUGCAGCUUUCAGGCGACCGUAAUGAAGCCAAUCACUUUUAAUUUAGCUUCCCUGCAUCAACUGUGUGAUGGUAUAAUUGGGUUACAUAAUUAACACUAGCAGGAAAACAAACCGCAGCGCUUCUGUCAGCGUCUUGCAGGAGGACAGAGAGCUAAACGCUGCUGCCGGGGGUCUGAUUAGGUUGGAUCCACGGCCACACGGGAGGAGAGGGCGUCGGCGCGCUGACAGCUCUCUGGCCGAGCUGUGCUGGAACUAACAGGUGAAGGGGGGGGGCAGGUGAUGGGAUCAAUGAAGGGAGGGAGAAACUGGGCAAAUAAAGAUGAAAUGAGAUUAGAAGAAGGCGAGUGGGGAAAGGAUGACGGAGAGGAAGUGAAGUGACCGUCCUUGGUGUAAUUGGCAUGAAAAGGUUUCAUAUUCAAAGGUCACCGUCUGCUUCUCAACACCGAGAAACCUGCUCGUUUGGAUCAGUGUUUCACAAUCAGGCCGUGCUUCCUCCCCUCUGUCUUAAUAAUUGGUGUUGCUGCGAGACAUGACUUGCAGAUUACACACUGUCACGAGCGACCGUCAGCAAAAAUGCGUGUUUGCAAAGAAAGGAGGAAAAUCAAAGGCGGAAUGUAUCUGUUUUUGUCACAACAUGAUGACAGACAGCUGUUCAUUGAGAGGAGGCGAGUCAAAUGCAACAAUGGCUCUGACACGUUUGGUUUUUAGACGACUUAGAUGAUAAAAGUUUGAUGGAUCAACAAAAAAAAGUGCUACAGACGUCCAUUACACUGUCAGAACCAAUCUGUGGCUUUAAAGCUUCAAUCUAUAUUGAAGUAGAUUGUCUAUUAAAAAAUGUUGUUAAAUAUUUAAAUAUUAAACAUGUUGUGUAUACUGUA